UUUCAGCUGAUAUUUAAACUUUGCUAACCAUGGAUCUAGAAAAUGGCACUGAAGUGACUGAAUUCGUUCUCCUGGGAUUUACUGCUCAAUACAAGUUUUGGCAUGUCCUCUUCAUAGUAUUUCUAGUGUUUUAUGUGACUUCCCUAGUGGGUAAUAUUGGGAUGAUCUUACUCAUCAAGAUUGAGUCCAGCCUUCACACCCCUAUGUACUUCUUCCUCCAGCACUUGGCUUUUGUUGAUCUCUGUUAUUCCUCUGCUAUCAUACCCAAGAUGUUGCAAAACUUCAUAAGAACAGAAAAAUCUAUCUCAUUCGUAGGAUGCUUGGUACAAUUACUAGUCUAUGGUACUUUUGCAACCAGUGACUCCUACAUCCUGGCUGCCAUGGCAGUGGACCGCUAUGUGGCCAUCUGCAACCCACUCCGCUACCCAGUAGUCAUGUCCCAGAAAGUCUGCAUUCGACUGCUGGUUUGGUCAUACCUCAUGGGUUUCUUAACUGCCGCUGUAAACACAAGUUAUACCUUUUCAUUGAACUUUUGCAAAUCCAAUGUAAUUAACCAUUUUUUCUGUGAUGAACCUCCAAUUCUUGCCCUUGCAUGUUCUGAUAUUUAUUUCAACAUUAUGCUAAUAACGGUCUUUGUGGGGUUUAACUUAACGUUCACUGUGUUGGCUGUCAUCUUUUCCUACAUAUUUAUCUUUGACACCAUCCUGAAGAUAUCUUCUACAGCUGGGAGGAAAAAAGCCUUCUCCACAUGUGUCUCCCACCUGACAGCAGUAACCGUAUUCUAUGGGACUCUCUCUUAUAUGUAUCUACACCAUGGUACCAAUAAGACUCAAGAACAGGAAAAAGCAGCUUCUGUAUUUUAUGGCAUUAUAAUCCCCAUGAUAAAUCCCCUGAUCUACAGCCUAAGAAACCAAGAUGUGAGAGACGCUCUAAAAGGGAUCAGAAAGAAGUGUUUCCAGUUUGAGCCUUGAUUUCUAACUUUCAACACAAUUAAACAACCAGACCAACAGUACUCUCUUAUUUCCCAGCAUCAGAA
Messenger RNA from Loxodonta africana (African savanna elephant), 1036 nucleotides. RefSeq names its product putative olfactory receptor 5AK3. The record is from RefSeq and is a predicted model, not a curated record. Gene Ontology annotation, molecular function: odorant binding; olfactory receptor activity; G protein-coupled receptor activity. Gene Ontology annotation, biological process: G protein-coupled receptor signaling pathway; sensory perception of smell. Gene Ontology annotation, cellular component: membrane. NCBI's taxonomy places the organism in Eukaryota, Metazoa, Chordata, Mammalia, Proboscidea, Elephantidae. Bases 30 to 971 code for a protein of 313 amino acids. The transcript has a single exon.